Molecule: messenger RNA, 1213 nt
Organism: Acomys russatus (golden spiny mouse)
Lineage: Eukaryota; Metazoa; Chordata; Mammalia; Rodentia; Muridae
Product: zinc finger protein 120-like
Exons: 2
Biological process (GO): regulation of DNA-templated transcription
Source: RefSeq, a predicted model, not a curated record
CCACUGCCCACAGCGGUGACGAACAGCUGGGAUUCAUUGACCUAUGAUGAUGUGCAUGUGAACUUCACUCGGGAAGAGUGGGCUUUGCUGGAUCCUUCCCAGAAGAAUCUCUACAAAGAUGUGAUGCUGGAGACCUACAUGAACCUCACUGCUGUAGGCUAUAAUUGGAAAGACCACAAUAUUGGAGAACAAUGCCAAAGUUCUAGAAGACAAGAAAGGUAUGAAAAAAGCCAUACUGGAGAGAAACGCUCUGAAUAUACUCAAUGGCUUAAAGCAUUUGCACAUCCCAGUCGUCUUCAAAGGCAUGAAAGAAUUCAUAUUGUACAGAAACCUUACAAAUGUAGUCAGUGUGAUAAAGCCUUUUCACAACAGUAUAGUCUCCAAAUACAUGAAGAAAUUCAUACCAGAGAGAAACCCUAUGAAUGUAACGAAUGUGGAAAAGCCUUUACACACCGCACUUGUCUCCAAAGACAUAAAAGAACUCAUACUGGAGAGAAACCCUAUGAAUGCACACAAUGUGGUAAAGCCUUCUCAUGUCCCAGUUACCUCCAAAAACAUAAAAGGACACAUACUGGAGAGAAACGUUAUGAAUGUACUGAAUGUGGAAAAGCCUUUGCACGUCUUUAUAAUCUCCACAUUCAUAAAAGAACACACACUGGAGAAAAACCCUGUGAAUGCAAGCAAUGUGGUAAAGCCUUUGCAUAUCACAGUUAUCUCCAAAUACAUAAAAGGACACAUACUGCAGAGAAACCCUAUGAAUAUCCUGAAUGUGGAAAAGCCUUUGCACGUCUUUAUAAUCUCCACAUUCAUAAAAGAGCACACACUGGAGAAAAACCCUAUGAAUGCAAGCAAUGUGGUAAAGUCUUUGCAUAUCACAGUAAUCUCCAAAUACAUAAAAGAACACAUACUGCAGAGAAACCCUAUGGAUGUGAUCCAUAUGGUAAAGCCUUUUCAUGUCAUAGUAAACUCCUAUAACAUAAAAGAAAACAAUGAAUAAAUGUAAGCUAUAGAAUUAAGCCUGUGCAUGUAGCAGUAGUCUUCAAAAAUCAUGAGAAAAAGCCAUACUGCAGAGAAAACCUAUAAGUGUAGUCAAUGUGGUAAAAUUUUACACUUCGUGCUAUCUUUAUACAAGAGUAAAACCUUUAGUGUGUGAUGAGUCUGUUAAAAUCUUUGCAUAUCAGAGUAGUCUUUGAGGCCCUGAAAGGGCUGAUAC